GGGCUAGCUGGCGCACCGCAUGCUGGGACCUGUGGUUUCAGCUAGUGCGCCUCCCCGUGGGUUUGCGACGUUUAGCGACUAUUGCGCCUGCGCUAGCGCCGGCUGCGAGGCUGGGGCUGGGGCUGGGGCUGGGGCUGUGGCUGCUGGUGCCGAGUGAUGCUAGGCGGCUCCCUGGGCUCCAGGCUGUUGCGGGCUGUAGGUGGGAGUCGCGGACGGUUCGGGGCGCGAGGUGUCCGCGAAGGUGGCGAAGCCAUGGCUGCAGGGGAGAGCAUGGCUCAGCGGAUGGUCUGGGUGGACUUGGAGAUGACAGGAUUGGACAUUGAGAAGGACCAGAUUAUUGAGAUGGCCUGUCUGAUAACUGACUCUGAUCUCAACAUUUUGGCUGAAGGUCCUAACCUGAUUAUAAAACAACCAGAUGAGUUGCUGGACAGCAUGUCAGAUUGGUGUAAGGAGCAUCACGGGAAGUCUGGUCUUACCAAGGCAGUGAAGGAGAGUACAAUUACAUUGCAGCAGGCAGAGUAUGAAUUUCUGUCCUUUGUACGACAGCAGACUCCUCCGGGGCUCUGUCCACUUGCAGGAAAUUCAGUUCAUGCAGAUAAGAAGUUUCUUGACAAAUACAUGCCCCAGUUCAUGAAACAUCUUCAUUAUAGAAUAAUUGAUGUGAGCACUGUUAAAGAACUGUGCAGACGCUGGUAUCCAGAAGAGUAUGAAUUUGCACCAAAGAAGGCUGCUUCUCAUAGGGCACUCGAUGACAUUAGUGAAAGCAUCAGAGAACUUCAGUUUUACCAAAAUAACAUCUUCAAGAAAAAGACAGAUGAAAAGAAGAGGAAAAUUAUAGAAAAUGGGGAAAAUGAGAAGACCGUGAGUUGAUGCCAGUUAUCAUGCUGCCACUGCAUAGUUAUCUGGAGGCAACCUCUGGUUUUUGGUUUUGUUUUUUUUCACGCUGAUGGCCUGGCAGAGCACCUUCUUUCAGUUAACUUGCAUCUCCAGAUUGAUUACUCAAGCAGACAGCACAUGAAAUACUAUGUUUCUCCUAAUACGCUGUUUCCAUUAAGACACAGCAGCUCCUUUGUAAGUACCAGGUCCCGUCCGUCCCUUGGUACAUAUCUGCAUUUGCUUUUCGACGAUUUCUUUUGUUUAAAUAAAUAAAUAAGUAAAUAAAUAAAGCUAGUUCUAUUGAAAUGCAAA
Callithrix jacchus (white-tufted-ear marmoset) is the source of this 1188-nucleotide messenger RNA. RefSeq names its product RNA exonuclease 2 (gene REXO2). Gene Ontology annotation, molecular function: nucleic acid binding; 3'-5'-RNA exonuclease activity. Gene Ontology annotation, cellular component: mitochondrion. The record is from RefSeq and is a predicted model, not a curated record. NCBI's taxonomy places the organism in Eukaryota, Metazoa, Chordata, Mammalia, Primates, Cebidae.